Messenger RNA from Physella acuta, 7091 nucleotides. RefSeq names its product hemicentin-2. Gene Ontology annotation, biological process: cell-cell adhesion. NCBI's taxonomy places the organism in Eukaryota, Metazoa, Mollusca, Gastropoda, Physidae. Gene Ontology annotation, molecular function: cell adhesion molecule binding. Gene Ontology annotation, cellular component: plasma membrane; cell-cell junction. The record is from RefSeq and is a predicted model, not a curated record.
UAACCCUACUGUUGACCAUUCGGCUUGGAUACGUUUAUACAACUACCACUUGAUUUCACGGGUCUAGUAUUUCGUGAGGACUGCUGUUGUUAGGUUGUUGUUAUUUUUUUAAAAGUUGUUGUUAGGAGUAGACUAGAUUCAUUCAUCCGCAUUACGGUUUAUGUCUAGAUCUAGAUAGGUUUAUAGUUGAAGGAUUAAAAGAUUCGAUUGCGUGGAAAGGAUUUAUAUUAUAUCUAAGAGACUGAAACUGGUUUCAAGUUGGAGAAGAAAAAAAACACCUAAGGAAUUAGGAUCUACGUUAAAUAGAGCUAAGUACGAGAUUAAUAUUCAAGGCUUACAUUUGCAACCUGCCUGUUUUAAUUAUUGUUUUUUAUUCAGAAGUGCGGUUAAUUAUUUUAUAAGCAAUUUGGAUAAUUAGAAAGCUGUUGUUGUAUUUAAAUUGUGUUCAGUGUGUAAGGAUGUUGAGGGCCGAGCAACACGGUGGAGACUCACGCGAGUCCGUGUGUGUACUCACCGACAGGCUCUCGGGGCUCUAAGUGGACACCAGACGUCCCGUCGACGGACGGUUCUAGAAUGUUCCUGCGGCACACUGGUCUGGUUUUAUUCUCGGUGGUUUUCUUGGCCAACGUUAGGACAGAACCUACGACGUAGACACAUUUCGGUGGUUUUUUUUUUUUUUGGCCGGCCUUGAACCUGCGAGUUGGUGGCCUUGACCCUAAUAAUUAGGUCUGUUGCAAGAUUAUUUUUUUUUAGGAAAUUAUCGGAGCUUAGCCAAUUUAAUAAGAUCAAGUUGAGCCGUACUACACACGUCUAGACGGCGAGGUUGCGCCGGAGCUUAAACAUAUUUAGACGGCCAGACGGCUUAUGGAAUACACACACAGACGGCCUAGUUGAGCAGUAUAAUUUUAUAAAUAAUUGAGCAGUUAUAUUCACAUCUAGACGGCAUUAGUGAACUUCACCACCACAAUCUAGACGGCCAGACUGAACUUCAGCACCACAAUCUAGACGGCCAGACCACACUGUGGCACCCUACUAGACGGCCAACACAUCGCUGCCAUGCUCUGGUACCGGAUCCGUCUGGUUCUUCUUGGCCUCACGCUCAGCGUCGUCCAUGUCGUCACCGGCUCCUGCGACCUUCAGUUCCAGGACGCCGCGUCUUUGGCCAUCUCCAGUGACGUCGUCUUUAAAGGCCAGGUGCUCGGCACCGUCCCCUGGUUGGGCAGCGUCAAUCACACAGUCCUUGUACUGAAAGUCUUAAAAGGGAGAUCAUCCUUACGGAAGAAAAACGUGACGAUCGGAGUAUUCGGCCAUGAUGAAGACAAGUCCCGUUGUAUUCCUAAGAAGAUUGCGGUUAGCAAAAAAAAAAAGCAGUGUCUUGUUUUAUCUGAGGGAGGUGGGCUCGAAAACGGGAUUAUUGUUUGAGAACGUGGCCCCGCCGCACACGAAGUCGAUCAAAUCUCACGAGAACCUCGUCAACAGCGUUGUGUGCGAUGGAUGUGUGCCGUUCGCGCCGUCAGAAAAGAAGAUUGUCAUUAAAACCGUCACCUCUGACCCCUCAAAGGUGCAAGUCACGUGCACGGCGGAGGGCUACCCCACCCCCCGUCUCGUGCUGUUAAAAGAUGGUAAAAAAUUUAAAGGACAGAAAAAGCCAAAAGUCAAGGUCAAGGUGUCAUUAUCCAAAGUCAGCCAUUCCUUCAAGGCCAGCGAGUUGACCAACAAACAUCUGUACGCAUGCGUGGCAGAGAACGUGCUGGGCAAGGCGAAUAAGACAUUCUCAUUUUCAACGCCUUCCAUCAGCAUCGAGAGGAUCACGGAAGAGGAAGACACCGAUCCGUUUGAGCUGAUGUGUUCCUCCGACACCUACCCCACGCCUUAUAUAGCAUGGCUGUUCAGGGGAAAGGUGCUAAAAGACAAUAAAGGGAAGGGAGAUCAACUACGGCCCAGCGUGACCUUGAAAUACCCCAAGCCUAGCACAGCCUUCAUGUUCGAGGACUUCACCUGCACAGCCAGCAAUAUCCUGGGUGAACAGCGACACGACAUUUCUAUCAGGGAGAUGCCGCCAGUUAUUAAGAUAGAGAUUCGGUCUAUACCUGGAGAGGCUGAGCACAUCGAGGUAGAAUGUAGUACAAAUGUUUUCCCUAUACCCACACUAACCUGGAUCAAAGAUGGACAAGUAUUAAAAACGAAUAAUGGAAAGAGCUUGACGUUAAGGUACAUAUCACAUAUAAAUCGUCAAGAAAACUACACCCUCUCAUGUGAAGCCACCACUAAACACGGCAAGACAGCCAAAAGCAUAUCUGUUGAAGCGAAACCAGCCAAGAUAUCCAAAAUAUCACGAGUCGGGUCAGUCAAUGUGAACCGGGAGUUUGAGCUGACAUGUCACGUGGAAGGUUUCCCUGAGCCUGUCGUUCAAUGGAAGCACAAUGGACAAAUAGUGAACCACAAGUUAAAAAAAACAACGAGCACCCUGACAAUCGCACAAAUUAUCAGGGAGAGAGGGACGUACACCUACGUCUGUGAGGCUUUUAACCCGUUCGGCAACUCUUCCAAAAAAAUCACAAUUGAAGUCCCUGUGUGUGAAAACAAAACCAAUGGAUACUGUUUGAAUGGUGGUGUGUGCGAAAUCACAGCCGGCAUUGAACAUUGCGUGUGCGCGGUCGGCUAUGCAGGUCCAAGGUGUGAAGCCACUGACGUACGUCUCUCACCCGAAGUCUCUUACAAUCGUCAGGCAUCCCUCCUCUUUCAGAGAACUCUGAUCAUCAUCGGCAUUGUCAUCGCUCUCCUCGUCUUCGUGGCCAUUUGCAUUGCAUCUUACGUGCUCGCUAAGAGGCAGCAACGGAAAUACAACAAAAGCAGAACAGCCAAUCCCAAUCACACAGCCAACUCUCCCCCCACCGGAGGUAACUCGGGACCAGAAAAUGGAGGAGGAGUUAUCGCCCGUGACAGUUCAGCACCGUCGAUGACGGAACCAAAGUUGGGAAAAAGUGAAAUGGCGUCACCGCCUACACAUCCGUUUCCCGUCCCGCCCUUUAUGAGAACGGGAAAUAAACCAGCCGAAACGCGAAGAAGACUUUGUGCCUCUUCUCAGUAUGACAAUGUUCGCGAUCUUGAAGCAAUCCUUGAUAACGAUUCUUCAAAUACCGCCAAGCCUUAUGAAAAAAUCCAAAUGGCGCCGCUUAGGAGCGUUGGAGCGAGCCCCGAGCCAGCGGAAGUUCAACCGAGUCUGGGUACACCUGGGGAGAGUCCCAGCCCAGGCUUACCACGUGAUCACCAUCAUCCAACCCCCUCACCAUCAGCACCGCCCCCUGUCCCCACGAUUCAGUAUUCCACAUCGCCAUCAUCUCCAGACAACGCCACUUCACGGCAAGCAUUUUCAACUGCUGAUCCGAACUCUAUCCAAACGUUUCAUCCGCUUGGCUCCAGAAGCGACAGAGACAUUGCAAGACACUUAGCCUCCACCAGAAACAAGCAUAAAACCAGCCACGAUCCUUUAGAGAAUGAAAACCUGUUAAAGAAAGCCAAACUAACAAGCUCCAACACAUUUCCAACCUCCAAAGUUAACAGCGUACCUUUACUAGACUCAGAUAGUGAUGAAGACGUCCGGGACAUUCACUACGACCUUCACAUCACAGAAGAAGACCUUGACCUCUCCAAAGGGAGUUCCUACAACAGUUCCAGCAGCAGCAUGAGGUCGCCCACAGGUCAGCAAGAAUCUCUUGGGCUCCUGGCGUCCACACAUUCAUCCCGGCCCGGGGUAAGGAAGCACCAGAGUGAAGACAGCCCGUCUUACAACACGCCAACAAACAGAAGGUACGGGCUUCAGCAGGAGGACAAUGCUCGGAGCUACUCCCUGGAUGAACCAGCCACAAAACCCGCCGCCCCACCCUCUAAGCACAUGAACAGUACACUGCUCGGCUCCCCAGAGUCUGAGUACCCCCACGCUGCCCCAGGACCAUGCCAGCAUUACAACCACAAUGAAUACGACCCCACCGAUGACGAGGUGCCGUGGGAUGCAAACAGUUCAAAGGUCACAAACGACGAGCACUACAAGCUUAAAGAUGUAGCCCCUAAUCAACGACCCAUUCCCAUCUAGAUGUUUGCUUAACAGAAUGACAGGGCUGUUUUGUGGUGAUUUGUAUAGAGCUUUACUAGAGGGGAGGCUAAUAAACGAAUAUCUUGAUAGAAGAAUACAUAGCACACAAAUUUAAAAAUACAUAGAUAAAAUUGAGGCCAAAGUUCAAAUUGCUCAAAAAUAUUUCAUUUUCUAUAUUCUUUUAUCCCUGUUACCACUCCAAAUGCAAUUUUUUUUAAAUUGAUGGUAUUUCAGGGAAAAUAAGUUUGUUCAGGCUAUUUCAAAAACAAAAGUGCUAAUAAUUAAAUUAUUAGGCAGAGUCUAAUAUUUGUUACUUGUUAUAUAUAGAGCUUUAACUUUCUCUAAAGUGGUUCAUUACUUUAUUUUUUAAAAAUAAUUUUACUUUGAUAAAAGUAAUGGGGAAGACAGCAUUACAAUUAGGAAAUAAGUAUUUAAAACUUGUGAUGAGAGUAACUAAAUAGGUGGUAGUGAUCAUUCAUGGCUAGGAAACUCACAAAAAUGGAUAUAUAAAAUUUAUUUUUUCUUGCUUGUAAAAUAGAACCUUAACUUAUAACUCAAAAGACCCACCCAGUGAGUAUCUUCUCAAAAUAGCUAAACUCCAACAUUACUCCUUCACAUAACGGUAUACAAAAAGUAUAUUUUCACUACAACAUAAUAUAUAGUUACUGUUUUUUUUUCUAGUAGUAAAAAGUUAUAUUUUAUUAGCAGUAAAUUACAAAAAUACCACAAUGAACAUAAACUUUUUAAAAAUAUGUAACAAUCAGCCAUACUUGUUUUCUGGUAUUGUUAUAAAUUGUCUUUUAAUAAAAAUCCUUGAAUGUGAUAAGUUGCACCUGCUAAAGCUUUGAUAAUAAAUUUAUUAAUGAACAAUGUAAAAUAAAUUUUAAUAUUCAUACUUUUUUUUAAAUUUGAAAAUAUUGUAAUGGUCGGCAGUUUAAAAAAAAAAAUUAUGGGCAUUGGUAACAAUUUAUAAAAAAAAUUAUUACUAUCUUUUUUUAUAUAUUGGACUUAAAAAUAUACAAAAUAUUAAAUCAUUAUUCAUCGUUAUUUAGUCAGUCACUGUAAAGAUUACGAUGCCACAUUGACUGUGAGAUACUAUGGACUGAGCUAUACUGAUGAUAAACGAGAAGGUAAAAACGCCAUGGUAGAUUAAAGAAUGUUUAAAAAUCUGUUUUAAGUUAAAUUUAAAAUAUCUUAUGUUUUUGAAGAAACAGUUACACAGAAAUACUGUUUUGUAUACAACAUUAUUGUCUACUAGUGGAAUCUUAUUUUAUAAAUGUUUUUAAUUUCAAUACUAAUACAGUUUGUAAAAAAUAUGUUUUGAAGCCUUUUUAUGCACCAAAAUAGUAUGGUACAUUUUACCAAAUUCUCUUAAAGAAAAUGGUGUCAAUUAAAUCUCUUCCUUCAAGGCUUUCAUUAGCAUAGAAAAGUCCACAAAUCCCAUACAAAAAAAUCAUUACUAAUAUCAUUUGUACAUUUUAAUUUUUGACUAAUUUUUAAUGUUAUGUAGUGGUUUAUUUAAUUUUAUUUGAUGUUGUGAAUUCUACACUUAUAAAAUAUUUUAUAUUCAUCUAUAAAUGAAACUUCAUUGCUGUAAUAAUUUUCUCCAUGCUGGAGUGAUUAUAAAGUAUGAAAACACUGCCCAGUUUAUAAAUAUAUAUGCUUUAAUAAACACACUGUCCUAGUGUUAAUAACUGCCAUUUUCAUGUUUUAACACAAUUAAUUUUUUAACUUAAAUUAAUAGGUGUUUGUUUAAAUCUUUGUAGUUUUUAAUUAUCAAAACCAAUUAGUUUACAACAGUUUUUUUAUGAAUUAUUUUAAAAUAAAUAUGAUUUUAGUAGCUUUAUUGUUAAAACAAUUCAGUGGCAAGAAGAUUUGCAUUUUAAAUUAGAUGGAUUAAGAAGAUAAAAUAUGUUUGGAUACUUAAAUUAUAUUCAUUUUAGCUUACAGCCAAAUGUUGAAAUGAAUCAAUUAUUUUUCUCAAAGUUUUAGUUGGGUCAGCCUAAAAUCUUUAUUUUACUGUCUUUGGUUGCUUAAGCUGUUAGUAAUUAAUAUUUUCUGGGGGCAUUUUUUGCCAGCUGAAAUUGUUUCUUUUAUAUUUUUUUUUUACUUUUUAAAAUCAAUAUUCUAAUAAUGUUGAUACUCGAUGUACAUAAUUAACAAAUAAUCUAUUAUUUAUAAAAAAAAUGUUAAUUUAUUUUCAGACAAAAACCAUUGAAUUCUUGUUUCAUGUUACAUUUUGUAAAAACAUCAUUCAACAUGGUUAAAGAUUUACAUUCCAAUUUCAUUGACAUGUUUUUUUUAGUUUUGUUCUGUUUUGUAAUUAUGUGCAAAGUUUUGUUGACUUUGUGCCUGGUUUGGUUGUUUUGUGUUAAGUUUGGCAUAAUAUAUUGCUGGGGUUUUUAUUUCUGCUCAUUUUUAAAGAUUUUAUUUGUUAUAAAUAUUUUGUUGCCAUAAUUUCCAAAGUAGAAUUUUAGAGUGUCUUUUAAAAAUUCUAAACCAAGUUUAUAAAUUAUGUUUUACUUAGUAUUACUAUUUCCGAUAACUAAGUUUUUUAGCAUAAAUCCUUUUUUACCUUUCUUGAGUCCUGAAGAAAAAAAAAUAGUUACAUUUAUUACUGACUAAAUUCAUCAACGUUCAGCACUUGCCAAUAUUUCAUUGUUUUUUAGUAUUUCAAUUAAAAUUUCAGUUUAAUUUAAAUUUGAAUAUUUGGUUGACAUGGACACACUGGUAUUUAUCUGGCAACAAUUGUCCUGUACUACAUAUAUUUAUUCAUACAAAACAAACUUUGUAAAUAACCUAUGUAAAAUUUAAAUAUUGCAAAUUGUACUUGAAUUUGAAGUAUGAUUGUGGGUUUCUGUAAUGAAUAAUUUAUUGACAAUUUGAAUGAACAGAGAAUGUUUUGUCGAUUUUUUGCGUUGUGUUUAUACGAGAAAGUGUUUCAAUAAAGAAUACGUUGAAAUUAAAUUUUAAUCAUGAAAAUAAAGAGCUUAUAUAA